AUGAAGGUUAUUGUCACUGGCGCCACGGGCUUCAUUGGCAGCCACAUCGUCGCUGCAUGCGUCGCGUCACCUGACAUUUCCUCCGUCAUCGUCCUCACCAGGCGGUCAGUGGUAGAGAACAGCAACCAUGAAGCCGUCAGGACCAGCCCCAAGGUGACAGAGAUCAUCCACGACGAUUUCAGCCAGUAUCCACCGUCGCUGCUGGAGCGUCUCAAUGGUGCUGGCGCUUGCAUAUGGGCGAUUGGAGGCAAAGUGUCGCAGUUUCCCGAUCUCGAGACUGCCAAACGCGUUGGCAUCGAGUAUACCCACGCCGCAGCGCAGGCCUUCCUCCAGCAUGUUGCGCCCACCCUGGACGCGGGCCAGAAGUUUUGCUUCGUGUAUUGCAGUGGCUGGGGGGCAGCAGAGGAUCAGAACAAGACGCUGUGGAUGAUGUCUGACACAAGGAGGAUAAAGGGCGCCGCUGAAAAAGGACUCUUCGAUAUCGCUCAGUCCAAUCCCGACAGCUUCCAAGUGUAUUGUUUACGCCCUGCUGCAGUGCUUCCGGCCUCUUGCAAGACCCUCUAUCCCGUCGCGGGGGCUCUCAUGCCGGCAGUCGUCGUGACGGACCUUGCCAAAGCAUUUGUCACCGUCGCAACCAAGGGAUAUCCGAAGCCGAUCGUUGAGAACUCGGAGAUCACCAAGCUGGCCAAGUGA
Rasamsonia emersonii CBS 393.64 is the source of this 693-nucleotide messenger RNA. RefSeq lists its product as uncharacterized. The transcript is spliced from 3 exons. NCBI's taxonomy places the organism in Eukaryota, Fungi, Ascomycota, Eurotiomycetes, Eurotiales, Trichocomaceae. The record is from RefSeq and is a predicted model, not a curated record. Bases 1 to 693 code for a protein of 230 amino acids.